AUUGUUGCUAGGCUGCUUAGCAAUUGUCGAAGGCGGAUAUGAUUAAUCCCCAAAGUAUUUUCUGUUUUGUGUAAUUUCUGAUGUUUUACGAUGCACUGGGCGGUAAUAUUUUUGUGUCUGUUUGCUGUUUGCGGACUGCGACUUCUGCCUUAUCUUUACAAAUACCAUACAUGCACGGAACCCGCACAAGGAUACGUACAACAAUUAUACAGCUACCUCUCCUCAUCGGAGGUUCCAAAAGUAUGUCCGUCGUCACAGGACAUCGUUCAUGUAAGCUCACCCAUUACCAGUUUAAAUUCAAUCAUACUCUGCACAUUCUGUUUAUUAUUCAUAAUUAAUUGGUAUCAGCUUGAAUCGGUUCACCCCUUUCUGAUAAGAGCAAGUCUCAUACGAUAUACUAUAUGUACAUAUAUGUCUGGUAGUAAUCAUAAUUGAGCUGGCAUGUAUAGCUCAUCCAGAAAUUUGUAAAUGUGUCCAAAUCUGUUCCCGCUGAUUUCAGGUAAUAUUUCAAUAUUUAAAAGAUUUAAAGCAUUACAAAGUUACGCAUUUUCCAGGAUAAAAAAAGUUACAAAGUUGCAAUUAAUACUGCCAACCAAAGAAACUUCUAAAUAUAAUGAAUAAAACAAAAGCAAAUAAACAAUAACAAAGCCGUCUUGGUCUUAGUUUGGACCAAUUAUAUGAAGUUGCAAAUUGUCGAUUACCUAGCAUUUUGACAUGGUUGUUGAUGUAUAAUGUGUAUAUAUAUGGUUCACGUCGAGGCAAUAUAAUGCCUUUCAACCCUCGGAUUUUCAAUGUAAAAUUGGAUGGCUUUCUGUUCCACUGCUGGUAUGCUAUACAUUCGCCUUCAAUACAUCAUGACAAUAAAUGAGUGUCAAUAAUGCCUCUAAAUAUCAGCGGAAUUAUACCUUUACUUAUGUCGGGAUGUUACUUGUUUUGUUUUUGUCUGUCGAUUUUAUUUAGUGGAUCUGUGUCGAAUAUACCACCACUGUUUUAUACAUCGUUGCUAUGUUGAUACUGCCAUCUGUCGACAAGAAACUGUGGAAGAGAUGGCCGAGGGCGAUGUCGAGGCUUCUAAAAUUGGCAGUUUUAAUAGAAAGAAUCAGCACUUUUUCAGCCCUCAUUCGCUGUCGUCACUGCGGGACCUACCCGUGUCAGGCUGAGAGGGAAUAUUCAUGGAAGCCACCCGGUUCUUGCCAAAGGACUGCCGACAACUAUAUCAGACGAGCAGUGGCCGUGAUUCGACUCCAAAAGGAACUCGUGGACAGUGGCACGCUGCCCGAAGAGUCCAUUCCACAAAAUGUGGUUUACUUGGAAAGUAUAUUCCCAUUGUGUAUUCAGCGCCAACUUGACAUCUGGUACCCCCUCCCCCGCUAGGAGUUUGGCGAUGUCAGGAGGGAACCAUAUACGGCACACUUCCAGUAGCUCAGGCUGCAAAAUGCGCAUUACGGUCGCCUUCGAGCAGGCAGGAUGGCAAAGACUUGACCGCGUCUGUUGAUGGGAGACGAAUGGAUCGUCAAUUCCUACAUAUCAUCAGGGAGACUUCCGGGACAUUGUUGAAACAUUCGAAGACCAAUGUAACCGGCCGAUUAAUAUUGUAUCGGCGGUAAACAUGGUAUUGGUGGUGCAUACUUCUGGAAAAUGAAAAGCAAAAUGAUGGUGCUGGAUAGACAAGCGGAAUGGUGGCCUAAUGUGCAGCCGUCGCGAGGGGCAUCAUACUUAAUCAAACUGCAACACAACAACAAGGAAAACACACACAAAGAAAUGACACGAACACGGACAUGUAUGAUACACACACAUCCAACUGGAGAAGUAUCAGAAGAAAAGUGCAAGCGAUGACCAUUGGUGAAGGAUAAAAUAGAAACGAACUGUUAACUAUUACUGCAUUGAGGAGAUACACCACAUUCACCAUCAAGUGUUCCGGAAACGUAAGCGGUUCCUCUACCCAAUGGUGCAUCCGUCAGGAUUUCUAUUGUCAAACCAAGGCAGCAUAGGCUCCGCCCCGUUAUAGCCGUGAGGGAGGUGCUGGCUGUCAGAGUCUACCGGGACACUUAUCUGGGAUGUAACAGAAAUACAGAAAUGGCCGAAGGAUCACCAACUGUCCACUCUAAUGCUUCCGGACGUCCAGUCAAUCUGACCAAUUACAAUGCAAAGUGUUUCAACGAUGGACACCUUUCACUGGAUACUGUCCCCACCUCGUGUGAAACUGGACAUUAUGCAUCCCAAACAGAACAUUCGACAUAUGAUAUGAUCAAGUUAAAUGGGAACGUCUCCCCUCAGACAAUGAAGAAGGAACCACGUUUCGACUGGAUAUUUCCCAGGUAUCAUCAAUGCAUGUACAACAGUGAACCGUCUUCAUGUGAAAUGAACGCUGCGGUGUAUGAUUCUACUGGCGACAUUCCAAAGCCAGAACAGAGAAUCCGAAGACCCAUGAAUGCCUUCAUGGUAUGGGCAAGGACAGAAAGGAAGCGACUGGCACACGAGAACCCGGAUGUCCACAAUGCAGAUCUGAGCAAGAUUCUAGGAAAAAAAUGGAAAAGCUUGCCGACAGAAGAAAAGAAAAUCUUUAUUGAUGAGGCUGAACGACUACGAGUCCGACACAUGCAGGAACACCCGGAUUACAAGUACAAACCAAGGCGUCGAAAACAUCCGAAAAAGGCUCUCCGCAAAGCUUUGGACAAAUCAUCAGAAGGAAACAGUUUAACCGAACACAAUAAGAAACACAUUUAUAAUAAAGGUGCACUUGGCAGCAUCAGUCACUCGCCAGUGACAAAUAUGUACGGGGGGUAUCUAAUGGAUUGUAAAGACCCUGAAAAUAUGCAGUGCAUUCUUCAAAAUCCAAAUACUCCCGAAUCGUCAUCAUCUUCUUCUCCACCGCGGUCAAUCUGUGCUUCCAACAAAUACAGCCGUGACCUUCAUUCCAAAACUUAUGAACAGCUUUCGUAUCCUACGCUGACCCCAGAACAUUCUCCUGUCGAGGUCAAGGAAAGUAAGUUUUCAUUUUCAAUAGCAGAUACUUCAGCUCAAAUUCAGUCAAACACAGAACAACAGUUUUACUCCGAAUGUCUUCGUAGUUUAAGUAAAGGGAAAUAUCCAGAAUCUUGUGGGAUAAAUAUACCAGCACCCAAUUCAGGGGCAAACAACUCUUGCUAUCACGACAGUCCCGGUCCUCUAAGACAGUUGGUACAGAGUCCUUAUAUCCCAAUGAACCCUUGGCAACCUUACAUGUCAACCAAUGCCCAAAUGAUGUCGUCGUAUGCAAAUACUGGUGUUCCAAUCUCGUCUCAGUUCCACGAAGGAAGCUAUGUGUCUUCUUAUCUGAAUACUAUCAACGAUCAACAGUUUAUUCUGCAAAACAUGUCUGAAGAUGAAUCGUUAGCCAAUGUGGACCCCGAAGAGUUUGAUCAAUACCUGGUUGGAAAUACGGGUACGCCUCCAUACAGGGGAGAUAGCAGUUCGCCAUUUGCGUCAACGUCAGAUGACAGCGAGGUGAUUCAAAAGACUGAUGCUCCGAUAGUUCAAAUAAAACAGGAAAACGAGUCUAGCGAAUCAGAGAUGGAUAACGUUUAGCACUUAGUAUAUCUUUUGAUAGACAUUUUGGUGUUGUAAUAGUAAUUACUGCAAAGUUUUAAAUUACAGUAAAUGCCAAAAUUUAUAUAUAUUCAAAUACAUUUGGAAUUUCAUUAUAUUCCUUAUUUAGUCAAUGUAACUUAUCCAAAGAAUAUCUUCCUCCCACCUUAGACAGGGAUAUCAGACGUGAUAUCCCGUGCUAGAUUGUUCUACCUGUUCGAUCUACAUCAUGUAUUUGGCCCCUUUCAGCGACAUUUUGCAGAAUUUUCACACUGUGAUUGAAAUUUUCUGUUUUCUGCUACAGUGUUGUUUUGUUUUCGUUAGAUUCCUGAUGUUAUAGAUAAAAUAUAAUUUACACUGUGAAAUACGUUUUUUCCUUGGUAAGUACGGACUGCAUUCUUCAAACGUAGAUUUAGCAGUGGAAAGGCCAUAUAUUUUGUGGUCCCAAAUUGGAUAUUUGUUCGAACUAAGAGGUGCGAGAAAAAUGAUCAACUACCUGUAACUGCGGGCUAAGAUUCUGUAACAUCUCAACCUCGGCUUACGCCUCUGUAGGGAUUAUGUUACAGACGUUUAGCCCACGACUGAGAUAGCCCGUUGUCGCUCUGUUACACGUAAGUUAAUCUAGAUAAAGUCAAAUAUACCUGAACCUUAUAAUGCAAUUGCAGAUAAGCAGCGUAACAACGUACAACAGAAAUGAAUUUUGCAGCUUUCAAUAUCCUUAAUCUUUGAACACUCAUAUUAAACUGUAGAUACUUUUCCUUGAUUAUUUUAAUUGUGAAUAUGCUAUUCUAUGUUCGUAAGCAAGGUUGGUAUACAUUUUCAAACCAAAUGCACAUGCCCAUGACAUAAGUACUUGCUCAUAUAUAUAUAUGCAAUAUAAUGUUUGUUUUAUUUUUGUUUCUUUGAGAAAUACAUGCACCCAUCUUUGACAGUCUUUGCGAUAUUCGAGCAGUUAACUAUGACCUUAUGAAUAGAUUUAAAACAACUACGUAUAAAUCAUUUCUGGCUUAAAUUGGAUAAAUUGCUUUUUAUUGCUAACUUGCAAAUCAUAAUAGCAUCUUUUUUCCUAUUAUCAUUUUGUUUUUUUCUUUUCUUGGAUAUAAUUUGUCGAGAUAAUUAAAACUGUAAGCUUAAACAUUGAGGUUUUCGAUUUUUUUCGUGCAUAACUUCUUUUCACCUAAUUUGCAUUAAUCGAAUUACUGCUGAUGAAUUGAGUUCGAAAAAAAGAACAAAAUAUAAUUUGUUUACAUUAUGUCUUCAGCAGGAACAUAAAUUGAAAAAAGUGUAAAUGAAAAAGCAAAAAGUAAAAAGGCAGCGAUUUCUUUGCUGAUCAACAUAAAAGGACGCAACUCUGACAAGUUAUUUUUUAUAUUUUCAUCCAAAUAUAAUUUUACAAGCUUCUUAUUAUUGAUUUCGUGUCUUUGCUGAAUUAUCAAUAUGUAUCCCCAUGACACAACAAAGGACCUUUUCUUUUUGGGGUUGUCCUAAAUUUAUGUAUAUAUUCUACUUAGAAUUUCUUUCUAGACAGAUUUUUUUAUCAUUUUCCUAACUGAUCUGAAAAGUCGAAAAUAACACCUGUCCUCUUUAUAAAGGUGUUUCAUAUGUGAUAGAUAUUAUUUCCAAUUAUUAUUCUCUUUGAAUUCAGCUCUUGUUGUUUUUAUCAAUGUAGAACAUUCCGAAUCUUAAUUUGACAUGACUACUUUAUUUAUUGAAUGAUAUUAUGAAUAGGGUUUCUUACCUAGGAACUGAUUCAAGAUGCUUAUAUUCUCCACUUAAUGAUUUUUUUAAAAAAUAAUGUAUUACGUUACAAAGAAGAUAUACACUUAUUGUUUUAUGUUUGGGUACCAUUUUUCGUUAAAACUUUUAAUACCUUUAUCAAUAUUCAAAGUCGCUAAUUACUGUGAAAAUCACUCUACUUAACAGUGAGAUUUUGAGGUCAUAUCUAUCAUUUUGAGAAAUAUUACACAAGAAGCAAUCAUUUAUCGAGGUGCAUUUUUCAUUUUCUUUCUCUGACGAUGGUCACCUAAUCAUCUUAUUGUGAAAAAAACUUCUUGAAAUCUUUCAGAAUAUUUCCUUCUUAGGUCACUUACACGAAGACAGCAAAAUAAUUUAUAAUAAAAUAGCCUGUUAUGUAAAUGCUUUCAAUGGUCAUAUUCAGUAAAAAGUGGGGUUUUUUCGCGGCUUUCAGUCUGAGAAUAUAAAAUGUCAUUUCGGUAGAUGAAACUGAUAUGGGUCUGUACAUAUAUUUUUAAAAACUAAAGAUUAUUAAUUAGUGAAAACUUGCAUUAUGUCUUGUUUUACAUUAUGUCGGAUCUGAGGCCAUCCUUUCAUUUCUAGUGUUGUUGUUUUUUGUAAUGAUGAUCAAACCUGAGAUCUGAUGAUUGCCAUGACAAUGUUAUCAGAUAAAAAGGUAAGGUUAUCUUUCUUAAACGAGACAUCGUGCAUAAAUAUUACAGUGUGAUAUUGUUUUCCUGCCUGAAUUCCAUUUCACAUGAAGGGCGCUAUAUAUUAUUGUAACAUUUUACAUGUAUAUGUGUUUCAAGACUGUCAACAAAGAAAAGCCAAAAUGAAAUAAAAUAACUUGAA
Mizuhopecten yessoensis (Yesso scallop) is the source of this 6153-nucleotide messenger RNA. Its product is annotated as transcription factor Sox-7-like. The record is from RefSeq and is a predicted model, not a curated record. NCBI's taxonomy places the organism in Eukaryota, Metazoa, Mollusca, Bivalvia, Pectinida, Pectinidae. Gene Ontology annotation, molecular function: DNA-binding transcription factor activity, RNA polymerase II-specific; RNA polymerase II cis-regulatory region sequence-specific DNA binding. Gene Ontology annotation, biological process: anatomical structure morphogenesis; regulation of DNA-templated transcription; cell differentiation. Bases 2077 to 3567 code for a protein of 496 amino acids. The transcript has 8 exons.